CUUCGACGUUAGAGGCGGAUGAAGAGUGUCAUGGAAUGACGUCGACCGACGAAUCCCCUCUUUUCAGCAGCAUCGAUGAUCCCCGUGUUUUAACGAUCUUACGAAGUUUGAAACUAAACUGUCCUUGUAGAUCGUGUACCGAGCAAACACUCCCUUUGAGCAUUCGACAAGAGGAUGACAGCGAUUUAAAGAGUUCAUCUCCGGAAGAAAUUAGAAAGAAAAAAUGGUCGUUGAAACAUCGAAAGUAUGUUUAUACAAGUACCGAAGAUAUGGAAGAUAUGGUCUCAUCUGAUUGCAGUAAAAAAGGAAGAAAAAUUCGAUAUAAAUCGAAGAACAUUCUGAAUCAGCGUAUUAAAGCAAGUUCGAUAAUACACACAACUCCGAAAAUUUCUCAUCGUCGGCGAACAAGUUUUUCCUUUUUUAACACUCUUUUUGAUAUUGUUUUUUGGCCUUAUCUAUUUCUGAAAACAAAUCGGUGAAAGCUUAUUUUUUUUUAUUUAAAAAAAAAAAAAAGAAAGAAAGAAAAAAAGAAAUAAAAAAAAGAAUCAUGUUCAAGAGCAUGAUAUUGUCAACAAGUUUCUAAAAAAUGAAUUUUUAUAACGAUUUCUUUAAAUAAUAAUUCUCUCUUUGAAAGUAUACCUUAAAGCUAAAAACUCUGAAUAUAUCAUAAUUUAUGUACAAUAUAUACGCAUCGUUUUUUAUGAACUUAUAUCGAAAAUUAUAUAUUAUUAAUUGAUAAUAUAUUUCAUUCUUCAUAUAGAGUUUAUAGAACAUUUUAGAAAAUAUUUAAUUAAUGUAUAUGUUUAAGAAAAUAUAAUUUUUAAUUAUACAUAGUAUAAAAUACAAAUCGAUAGUAUAAUUUGGGGUUUCACCUCAAAUAUUUCAUUAUUUACAUACAUAAAUUUUUUAUGAUAAAAUACAAUGAUUGCGUUUUACGAUAAAGUAAAAAAAAUUGAUUUCAAAAAAAAAAAAAAAAUUAAUAAACGAUAAAAAUAAACGACAAAAAGAUAAAAAAAAUAUAUAUAUAUAAAUAUUCUCCACAAUUUUAUAAUACAUUGAUUGCUGAAAAUAUAAAAUAUUACAUAUCAAUA
Molecule: messenger RNA, 1091 nt
Organism: Apis mellifera (honey bee)
Lineage: Eukaryota; Metazoa; Arthropoda; Insecta; Hymenoptera; Apidae
Exons: 2
Coding region: 36-479 (147 amino acids)
Source: RefSeq, a predicted model, not a curated record